This is a messenger RNA of Aspergillus pseudonomiae, 1050 nucleotides long. RefSeq lists its product as uncharacterized. The transcript has a single exon. The record is from RefSeq and is a predicted model, not a curated record. The coding region runs from base 214 to 792 and encodes 192 amino acids. NCBI's taxonomy places the organism in Eukaryota, Fungi, Ascomycota, Eurotiomycetes, Eurotiales, Aspergillaceae.
GUGGUGUGCCUUUAUCAAGAACCUCGUGGUUCGCAACCUCAGGUCUAUCUUCGCGCCGCAUCAGAAAAGUUACACUACUUCUAGAAACAACGUAACAUUUGUUGCUACAUAUAUGUCUAUAUAAAUAUACUGCUCUUGUACAUCUAUCAAUCCCUCUUUUAGCCCCUUUUCACUUUUCAAACAAAACAUCGAUCAAAGUAUCCUGUAAAAGAAAUGCAUCUCACAACUCCUCGACUCUGCACAGCUCUCACUGUGUUCACGAGUCUAAUCAUUUCAUCCUUUGCAAUCGAUACCCCUGCAACGAAGGAUUCUACCAUUCUCCGUUCGACCGUAAGCUGCCCUACAUGUCCCGAUCGUAACUGCUACAAAUGUACGCUGGGUCAUGAUGGCACGCUCCAGGCCAACACCGGUGGACUGGCCUAUAUACGCUCUCUGGUCGCAUUCCAACUUCCUGUCCCGGCUGCCUCCAUCACAUCAUGCACGGUCCAGUUCCCCGCCUUCACAAAGCCCCUCCAGGCACCUGUCAACGUCACGGUAGCCCAGGCGCUCUCUUCCGACUGGGACGAGGAUACGGUUACCGGAGAGAACGCCCCAGAGUCGGGUGACGUAUUUGCGGAGAUUGAGGUCCCUGCCUAUGCGAAUAUGGGGGUCAUCGAUGUUACACCUGCUUGUAAGGGGGCCAAUGAAGAUGGAAAUUUUUCUAUAUUCUUAGGAACAAAGUUUGGCAGAAUUGAGGUUUGGUCGAAGGAUUCGGGAAACCCAGCGAUUCUCCAUAUUACAUCCUCUGCUUGAGUGUUGGUGUGUGGUCUACACGGGUGAUGUCUCUCGUUUCCACAAAUCUGUGUUGGAGGAGUGACUGGGACAUCUUCAGUCUUGAAGGGAGGACAUAAUGGCGCUAGUGUUAGCGAGUUUCUCUACUCUGUCAUUGCUCAUCUUGUUGUCGGAGCUUAUGCGACAAAGGACAUUGAUUGCUUUCGCGAAGGAGCCUCCCAAGUAUGAUAAAUUGCAAGCGAUUGAAGAACUUUGAAUAUACAAAUGUCAGGACUUUUA